UGGACUUUUCUUAAGUCGACUAACGCAAUUAGUCAACGUGAGGAGAGUCAUCCACUACCUUCACGUUAGUUCUUUCUCUCGAUCUGCAGUUUCACUGUUCUUUUUACAAUACUCUAAACACAAAAAAGAUAUCCAGCUUUAGCAGUUUCAAGUUUGAGGGAUGAUGGGUAGAGCCUUACUAUCUUCUUUCCUUUCUGAUUUGGUAGACAACAUAAAACGUAUCAUCACCUCUCAAACUAAAGCUAGUACGGUGACACCACUGCAAAUGGUCAUGUCAACAUUGUUAGCCCUUGAUGCUGUGGUUGAUUCUGCAGAAGAGAAGCAGUUUAGAGGAGGAAGAAGUGCACAAGUAGUGAAGAAGUGGUUAAAUAAAGUACAAGAUGCUUUAUACCAAGUGGAUGAACUGCUGCUGCAGAUUUUGACCCCCAUCAGUUCUACUCCAGAUCUGCACCCGCUGCCGAAGGAUUUCAUGGAGCAAAUCCUUGAUACCCUCCCGAACUUAGAAUCUCUGGUGCAACAGAUUGAUAUCCUUGACUUAACUUUUGAGCCUGCUAUGAAGAGAUGGAUGAAAUCCAGCGGAGGUUUGUAUUCAACUUCUGCUGUGUUGGAUAAGUAUCCGGAAUAUGAUUUCUUUGUAAGAAAUGCAGAAGUGGAGUCUAUUUUGGAUUACCUGUUAUCAACUAGUACUGAAAAUGAACAACAUAUCAAGAUGAUUAACAUAGUGGGAUUAGCUGGGGUGGGUAAGACUGCCUUGGCUAAUGUUCUCUUCUCCAACCACAAGGUGACGGAUUCUUUUGAAAUAAUAGCUAAAAUCUUUGUGUCCAACACAGCUACUAGCUUGAUGGUUAAGGAUAUUCUCCAGCCAGGCUUUGGAAAUUUUUAUGGUGACCAUGAUUUGCAUAAGUUAUGUGAGAUAUUGGAGUCAAGAUGUCGUGGGAAGAAAUGUCUAUUGGUGUUGGAUGACAUCAUCAUUGAGGAUAGAUUACAGGACUGGAGGAAGCUGAUUGCUUCCUUCGAAACUGGAGCAGCAGAAGGGAGUGCCAUAAUCCAUACAUCCAUUCCUCAUCGUGAUCCAAUGCUAUUCAAAUUUAUGGUACAUGAGAUUCAUACUGUGCAUCUGGAUUUGCUGUCAAUAGAGGAUUGGUUGUCAAUCUUUAUGGGGCAUGCUUCUAGGCAGAGAAACAACGUUGGUGAACUCCCAAAAGAACUAUCAGCAGUUGGAGAAAAAAUCGUCAACAAAUUGGGAGCUCUUCCCUUGGCUGCAAAAAUGACGGGCAGCCUUUUGCAAGAUAAGCUGGAUUUGAAUCCUGGAUGGGAUAAGAUACUGAGUGAAUUUCUGGAUGAUGUGAAUCUUCUUUCCAUUGCUUUGGAUACAGCUGAUGGUGAUGCGAAUCUCCCCAUUCCUUCAUUUCUAGUGUUGUGCUAUCUCGAUCUCCCCGCACCGGUUAAACGGUGCUUUGCAUAUUUGUCAUUAUUUCCAAAGUCUUACCACUUCAGGAAGGAGGAGCUGAUCUGCCAGUGGAUGGCUCAUGGCUUUCUGAAAUAUAAUGAAUCUGGUAAAAGCAUGGAAGAUGUUGGGGAUGAAUAUUUCGGUUAUCUCAUAAAACGGUCUUUCUUGCAACCUGCCUUUGGUUAUCAUGAUACAUUUAUGAUGCAUGAUCAUGUUCAUUACUUGGCAAUUUACGUGUCUGGAGAAUCAUACAAGCACCAUUUGUGUUAUGAUGGAAGGAUAAAGGAUUUUGCACUAGAAUCUAUUCCCAAACAUGGAAGAUCUUUGAGAACAAUUAUGCCAGUACAUUUGGGAUUUGAACGGGAAAGAAGUGAGUUCGACCCCAAUCUGUGGGAGCGUGUGAUUACGAAGUUGAGUAAGCAUGUCUUCCAGGCCUUAUCUUUAUCACACUAUAAGAUCACUAGCUUGCCUGCUUCAAUAGGAGGAUUGACACAUCUUUGCUACCUUAAUGUUUCUUACACUGACUUAAAGGAGAUCCCAGAUUCCAUCUGUGACCUGCUUAAUUUGCAGACACUUCUACUGAUUGGCUGCCGUUCCCUGACAUCAUUGCCCGACAGACUAUGUAAUUUGGUAAAGUUGCGUCGCCUUGAUUUCCAUGGAAGCAGCUUACGAAGGAUGCCUCCAGAUAUUCACAAUUUGACAAGUCUCCGUGUAUUGACACACUUCAUUGUUUCCGAGACCGGGCCAAGACUCGGACAUUUAGCUGGACUCUCCAAUCUCAAACGUCUGGAUAUUUCAAGCUUGCAAAACGUGGGACAUUUUAAGGAUGCUUCAGAUGCCAAACUGAGAGAGAAGAAGGGCCUUGCUGAUCUUCGGCUUUCAUGGGACCAUUAUCUCAGACGGAAAGGGAAUGAAAUGGAAGUGCUCGAGAAUCUAGAACCACACCAAGACUUGAAAUUCUUAGUAGUUGAUUCUUAUCGCGGUUCAACAUUCCCGAAAUGGUUGGGGGACCCAUCUUACUCGUCUCUACAGAAUCUGUAUCUCUAUGACUGUGAAAACUGCGAGUCAUUGCCGACACUGGGACUGCUGCCGACUCUUAGGGAGCUCGCUAUUGGAGGGUUCACAAAAGUAAGUUCCGUAGGCCCUGAGUUCUACGGGGAGAUGACUGCUUCGCAGAAACCGUUUCAAUCUUUAAAGGUUUUACGGUUUAUGCAUAUGCCUGAAUGGAAAGAAUGGAACAUAGGUAUCGAGUUCCCACAUCUGGUUAAUCUUUGUAUAAUUCGGUGUCCCAAGCUAGUGGGAGAUUUGCCUAAGGAACUUCCUUCUUUAAACAAGUUGGAGAUCAUUGAAUGUACUCGCCUUGUGGCUCCGUGUCUGAUUGUUUCCAAUACUUGUGAAGUGAUUCUACACAAAAGCCAUGUAACUGUAAUUAGAAACAGCCACCUAGAUACAGAUACAGUUUCACAAAUCACACUAAAACCCAACAACUCUGGUUUUCGAGGCAGAUCCAUAUUAAACAGAUCUCUUCUUGGUUUUUCUUCAGAUACAGCAAGCUCCCCAGAGCCAAAAGAGACUUCCGCAGUCAUGCAAAGUCAUCAUGUUGAAGCUAAACCAGACUCAAAAUCUUCAAUGGCUAAAGCUGAUAUUCCAAUCACCACUCAAGCAACUGUCAUUCCUUCCACAACAGCUCCUUUCAAGGCAGAAACUUUGUCCAAUGAAGAAGCAGGUGAAGUACUAAAGGUUUCAACUAUAUCACAAUUGAAGUCAUUGCCGCCCACGCUGCACACCCUGAAAAUUGAAGGGUGCGAGUCCUUGGAGGCCAUACCCAACGAUUUACUAGCAGGAUUAACUGCUCUCAAGGAGUUGUAUGUCAUCAAUUGUGGUUCUCUUACAUCCCUCCCUUCCCUUGGUUCUGUCACAGCACUUUACAUACGUAACUGCAGAAGAUUACAAAAUCUGUCAUCUUCUGAAUCAGGAAAGCAGCUUGCCUUUCUCCACCAUUUGUCCAUUGGGAGUAAUUGUGAUUCUCUCGCAACUUUGCCCUUGAACCUCUUCUGGCAACUCAAAACUCUCUGCAUAUGGGAUUGCCCCAAUCUUCAAUCUUUCCAUUUAAGUGGAGAGGCUAGAUAUGAUCUUACAUCUCUCGAGUCACUGGAGAUUAGAGAUUGCCCAAGGUUGAAAUCUUUCCCAGAGAAAGGGCUGCAUGCUCCAAGUCUAGUAUCUCUUUUACUUUCGAAUUGCGAAUCUCUUGAAAAACUGCCCAAUGCUAUGGACUCUCUUGUAUCUCUCAAGUCAUUAUUUUUACAUAGAUGUCCACGGGUUGAAUCUUUCCCACCUGGGGGUUUGUCUUCAAGUUUAGUUUUUCUAUCAAUAGCAUCUUGUGAAAAGCUUUGGCCAAGAAAGGAUUGGGGGCUGCAUAAUCUCAAAUAUCUCAGUAGAUUUGAGCUCGAAGGUGGAUGCAUCGGCAUGGAGUCAUUUCCAGAGGAGAACUUGCUUCCUUUCAAUCUUGAUUCUCUGUCUCUAAGUACGCUGAAGCAUCUCAAAAAGCUGGACAACAAGGGGUUUCAACACUUGAAUUGUCUUCGGUCACUUGAAAUCCAUUGCUGUGAAAUGCUUCAAUCCUUGUUUGAUGAAGGGUUCCCUUCUUCCCUGGAGCAUCUUUGUGUCCAAGAAUGUUCCUUGUUGACUCCAAAACUUAAAUCCAUGAGUGGGGCCGAAUUGCACAAGAUGGCUCAUAUCCAACACAUCCAAAUUGAUGGCCAAAUACUCUACUGAGGUUGGAAGCACCUACUAGCCGAUACAGCAAAAAUAGACAAAAUGUUUAUGUAAUCUGUAUCUGCUUAGAUUCAAAAAGUGCCUAUGUUGAUCUAAUAAUAAUGAGACAGCUUUAACUAUAUGUUCUGUUUCUUGUCUUGGAUAUAUGUUCAUUUGAGGUUAAGAGGAGUUUGGUAUAGACAUUGCCGAUGUAUGAGGCCCAUAU
Molecule: messenger RNA, 4430 nt
Organism: Arachis stenosperma
Lineage: Eukaryota; Viridiplantae; Streptophyta; Magnoliopsida; Fabales; Fabaceae
Product: putative disease resistance protein At3g14460
Exons: 2
Coding region: 161-4225 (1354 amino acids)
Biological process (GO): defense response to other organism
Molecular function (GO): ADP binding
Source: RefSeq, a predicted model, not a curated record